Molecule: messenger RNA, 541 nt
Organism: Glossina fuscipes
Lineage: Eukaryota; Metazoa; Arthropoda; Insecta; Diptera; Glossinidae
Gene: levy
Product: cytochrome c oxidase subunit 6A, mitochondrial
Exons: 2
Coding region: 109-435 (108 amino acids)
Biological process (GO): mitochondrial electron transport, cytochrome c to oxygen
Cellular component (GO): mitochondrial inner membrane
Molecular function (GO): enzyme regulator activity
Source: RefSeq, a predicted model, not a curated record
CAAUCUUUAUCUGUGUCUAAAGCAAGGCAACUCUAAUCGCUGAACUGCUUUAUUUUUUCGUUCAUUGAAAAGAAAAUUAUUUGUAGAUUGAUUAAACAAGAAGGCAAGAUGUCAGCCUUAAUUUCCCAAGUAAUUCGUCGUCAAAUUGCUCUAAGUGCUCCUAAAUUGUCGGGCACAGCCGCCACUGCCGGCGAGCAUUCAGGUGGCCAUAAAGUAUGGAAGCGUUUGUCCUUCUUUGUAGCCUUUCCUGCCAUUGGAUUGUGCAUGUUAAAUGCGUACUUGGCGCAUCAAGAGCACGCGCAUCAUGCUCGUCCCCCAUUCGUGAAAUAUGAUUAUUUGGCUAGACGUGAGAAAAGAUUCCCCUGGGGCGAUGGUACGAAAUCAUUGUUCCAUAAUCCACAUACCAAUGCCUUGCCUGAUGGCUAUGAGACUUAAAUACGUUGAUUGGCCGGGUUUUAUUGAACACGAAGUAGGAUACAAUCACAGUCAUUCAGUUGUAGUAUAAAAAAUGGGCUAAAAUAAAAUGCAACAAAAUGAACCU